CCUCCCUUCCCCCUCUCUCCUCUGAUCACCCUUUUAUUCCUCUUCUACCCCGUAAACUAAUCCUCCAUGUUCUUAUGCUGCCUCUCUGUCCUAUAUAUGUCUCUUCUUCUUGGUCCUCCUCCUCCCCUCCUGCCCCCGUAUGGUCCUCUCAGGUCUUGCCCCAGACCCUAAGCCCCGCCCAGGUGUCCAGUCUUUCAGGGCGGGGCCGGCACCACAGCGCUCGCUGGCCCAGAUGGGCGAGGAGGGUGAGUGUCGUGAACUCCGUGUGGUGAUGAACACCAACGACCCGGACUACGAGCAUAUCUACUCCAUCGAGAACUAUGAUGACCCUCUGGAGGAGAUUGUCCUCUUCACCCCCAACAUCAAUCAGAGCAGGGGUGAGGUUGUCAAAGUUUCUUCCUCGACUGGUGAGGCUGUGAAAGUUGUGCCCCAGAAAGCUGUGGCCUCUCAGAAAGCUGUGGCCUCUCAGAAAGCUGUGGCCUCUCAGAAAGCUGUGGCCUCUCAGAAAGCUGUGGCCUCUCAGAAAGCUGUGGCCUCUCAGAAAGCUGUGGCCUCUCAGAAAGCAGACAGACCUAAGAGAGACCUGAAGGGGGAAGCUCCAGUGGACCCGUGCUCACUGCCUCUAGAGGAGGGCACCUGUGGGCGCUUCACCCUGCGUUACUACUUUAACGCCCCGGCUCAGGCCUGCAGGCCCUUCAUCUACAGCGGCUGUGACGGCAACGCCAACCGCUUCCUCCUCCUGGAGCAGUGUGAGAAACUCUGCCUCGGGGGCAACACAGCGACUCCGUCCGGCAGACGAGGAUGAUGAAUAGGUACACAUUUACCACCUCGUUUCCAGCUCCAAGAAUGUCAAUAAACCGUAGUUUUGAUGUUUAAGAAUAUAAACAUCAGCUAAAGAUAUAUUUGAGCUGUUGAUGGAUCCAUGUUUUUCCCCAAGGUUGAUGGUUUAGAUGUUUGCUUAUUUAUUGCUAUUGCAUUUCUUCAGUCAGUGGGCACACCUUUUUACCCAAUGAUCCUUCCAUUUUAAUGGUCCAAAUGGUUGUUAUUGAGUACUGUCUGUACAUGACAUCUAAAUCAGUCCACCAAUGUACAGAAUUGUUCCACUGUUGAAGACAUAAUCUUUGAAGCACAAAAUAUUGACAUUGAAUUGUACAUAUAUGCAUAAUUUAACUUGGGAAAAGAGUUAUAUAUUGUUGUAGUAAUUUUAUUUGUAUACAUCUGCAUGUCUACUUGACAGAAAAGGUGCUAUUUUGAGAAGUAUUUUUAUACUGUUUUUAUAUAAGCUUUUUUUCUUUGGAUUGGACAAAUCACAUGACUUAAGUAUUAAACAGUUCUUAUGAUGAA
Molecule: messenger RNA, 1344 nt
Organism: Osmerus eperlanus (European smelt)
Lineage: Eukaryota; Metazoa; Chordata; Actinopteri; Osmeriformes; Osmeridae
Exons: 5
Coding region: 140-805 (221 amino acids)
Molecular function (GO): serine-type endopeptidase inhibitor activity
Source: RefSeq, a predicted model, not a curated record